GCUGCCAUUGGAGCUGAUGGGGUUUGGAGUGGAUGAUGAAGAGGAGGGUGCCGCCGAGGAGGAAGAGCUGAGGAGGUUCAGAGAGCUCAAACUCCAGAUGAGUUUAAUGGAGAAGGCUGAACUGGAGAGAGCAGCCAAACCACCCAAACCACACACCCUGCCUGCUCUGAGGAAGAAGGCGACCCGGGCUGGAGUGACUCCACUGCAGCUGGACGCUCCUGUGAGGACCAGGUCUGAGGAGAGGAGGCAGGCUGCACUCAGGGAGCUGAGGGAGAAGGAGGCCAUGCUGGAGCAGAGGAGGAAGAGCCAAGAAGCUCUACGCAAGUGGUGGACACAAGCCAAGACCCCACAGCAGGGAGGACACAGGCAGAAGAAGGCAGGACGCCGGAGACAGAAAGAGGAAGGAGAACCAGAUACAAGGCCCGGAGCAGAGAACAGUGAUUUAGAUCAACACCAGGCUUACGCCACCAUCGAGUAUGAGGAGAGCAGGGCCGUCCAAAAUCUGCAGCAGAAAAUUUAUGCCAUUGUGCAGAGAAUGGAGGAGCGACGCAGGGAUCCAACAGCGCUUAAUGCAGAUCUGAUCUGGGAAGCAGAGUUGGAUAUCAAAAAGAUGAGGAGUUUACAGGCUGAACUUUUCGACAUAAAACGCAGAAGAGUGUUUGGACUUUACUCAGCACAUGCCAGACAAAAAGAUACAUGAGAGAAAAGGAGAUAGGUGCUUGUUUAUGUCAUUAAAACCGAAUGAAAACAGAUUGUCUUACCCAAAUUGUGAUUCAUUUUGUGAUUAUUAACUCAUUAAGCUACAAAAUCCCCAGUACACUUUGCUAGGUGCUGGAAAUUAAUGACAACAUACUAGAUAGCACCUCAUAAUGUCUAAAGAAAACAAAAGCUAUUUUAUUUUUCAAAACAUGUUGUAUAAUUAGGGUUCUGUUGGUUGCAGUGGCACAGAAUCACACAUAAUUACUGGUU
Messenger RNA from Periophthalmus magnuspinnatus, 969 nucleotides. Its product is annotated as leucine-rich repeat-containing protein 27-like. The transcript has 6 exons. Lineage: Eukaryota; Metazoa; Chordata; Actinopteri; Gobiiformes; Gobiidae. The coding region runs from base 17 to 700 and encodes 227 amino acids. The record is from RefSeq and is a predicted model, not a curated record.